Molecule: messenger RNA, 1752 nt
Organism: Arachis ipaensis
Lineage: Eukaryota; Viridiplantae; Streptophyta; Magnoliopsida; Fabales; Fabaceae
Product: putative N-acetyltransferase HLS1-like
Molecular function (GO): acyltransferase activity, transferring groups other than amino-acyl groups
Source: RefSeq, a predicted model, not a curated record
UCCUCCCACCUCUCCAUAUAAAUCAUUAUCACAAUGAAAGUGUAGUAUGCCAAACCAUAUUCUUCUUACUAUCUAGCUAGUACAUCUUGGCUUCACUCACUCACUCACUCAUUCAUUUGCUUGUGAAGCUUCUCUAUAUCUAUCAUCAUUUCUAUAGCUUUGAGAGUUAAUAGUUUUCUCCUUUCACUUUUAUCAUCAUCUAUCACACAUAUAAAUUAAAUAUAUUGUUAUUCAACUACUACUACUACUAUAUUAGAACCUUAUCUUAUUAUUCUCCUCCUUACUAUUCACAACUAUAGUUCUUUCUUCUUAUUUAAUAUAUGGAAGAAUUAAAGUUGAGAAUAAGAAAGUAUGAGGUUGAAUCUGAUGGAGCUAAAGUUGAAGAACUUGAGAGAAGAUGUGAGGUAGGGCCUUCAGAAAGGGUCUUCCUCUUUACAGACACUAUGGGUGACCCUAUUUGUAGGAUCAGGAACAGUCCCAUGUACAUCAUGCUGGUAGCAGAAAUGGACAAAGAAUUAGUUGGAGUGAUUCAAGGAUCAAUAAAAGUGGUAACAAUUCAUAACCACCCUCCAAAAGAUUUGGCUAAGGUUGGUUAUAUUUUAGGCCUAAGGGUUUCACCAAACCAUAGAAGAAGAGGGAUUGGAUCAAGCCUAGUGGUGAGGCUAGAAGAAUGGUUCAAUUCCAAUGAUGUUGACUAUGCAUACAUGGCCACAGAGAAAGACAACAUUGCCUCAAAAAGGAUCUUCAUGGAAAAGUUCACUUACACCAAGUUUAGGACACCAUCAAUAUUAGUCAACCCUGUGAACCACUACGAUCUCCAAAUCUCAUCCAACAUUGAAAUUUCAAGAGUCAAGAUUGAACAAGCUGAGUACCUCUAUAGAAGGUUCAUGAGUUCCUUUGAGUUCUUCCCCAAUGACAUAGAUAACAUUUUAAGAAACAAAUUAAGUUUGGGAACAUUUGUGGCCAACUUCAAAGAAGAUCAUUUUUGGGGUGAUUUUGGGUCAAAUGGGCAUCAGGUACCAAACUCUUGGGCCAUGCUUAGUGUAUGGAAUAGUGGUGAAAUAUUCAAAAUGAGGCUUGGAAAAGCAACUUUUAGUUGCUUGUUAUACACAAAGAGUUGGUGCUUGAUUGAUAAGAUUUUCCCAUGUUUGAAAUUGCCUACUUUGCCCGAUUUCUUUAACCCUUUUGGAUUCUAUUUCAUGCAUGGUGUGUACCAUGAAGGUCCAUUCUCAGGUAAAUUAGUAAGGGCUUUGUGCCAAUUUGUGCAUAACAUGGCCUCAAAGUCAAAGGAUGAGAAUUGCAAGAUCAUUGUGACUGAGGUUGGAGGGGGGAAGGAUAAUAAUAACAAUGAGCUCAACCAUUAUAUUCCACAUUGGAAGUUGCUCUCUUGUCCUGAGGAUUUGUGGUGCAUAAAGGUUUUGAAAAAUCAUCAAGGGACUACAACAACAACAAACACUUUCCAUGAGUUAACCAAAUCCCCACCAAGAAGAGCACUUUUUGUAGACCCAAGAGAAGUUUAAAUUAAAGUGUUAUCUCAAAAGAUAAGUCUAUGAUAAAAAAAAAGGAGUAUAAUAAAAGGGGUGGAGUAGGGGACCAGAACCAAAAAAACCCUACAAAAUAUUUUGACCAUAAGCUUUUUCUUUCUUGUUUUGUUAAGUAAUUUAAUAAAACCUUUUGUUGAGGUAUUAAAGAGAGAAAAUUUUAAUUAGUUGAAAUAAAAAAUGUUAUCUCUCCUGUAAAAAAAAUAGGGUA